Molecule: messenger RNA, 779 nt
Organism: Gracilinanus agilis (Agile Gracile Mouse Opossum)
Lineage: Eukaryota; Metazoa; Chordata; Mammalia; Didelphimorphia; Didelphidae
Product: U6 snRNA-associated Sm-like protein LSm2
Exons: 1
Coding region: 125-412 (95 amino acids)
Biological process (GO): mRNA splicing, via spliceosome
Cellular component (GO): Lsm1-7-Pat1 complex; P-body; catalytic step 2 spliceosome
Molecular function (GO): RNA binding
Source: RefSeq, a predicted model, not a curated record
CGCAAGCGCGAGUCCUGAGCUCGGAUCCCCGCUGCAGUGAUCGGCUCACGCGGCCUUCACCUCCCCGUAGCCCCAGCCAACCCGCCCCUCCUCCUUUCCGGGACAGAGCAGCGGCGCGAGGACCAUGCUCUUCUAUUCCUUCUUCAAGUCACUUGUGGGAAAAGAUGUGGUCGUGGAACUCAAGAAUGACUUGAGCAUCUGUGGGACCCUGCACUCUGUGGACCAGUAUCUCAACAUCAAACUAACAGAUAUCAGUGUUACAGACCCAGAGAAAUAUCCUCACAUGCUGUCUGUGAAGAACUGUUUUAUCUGGGGCUCUGUGGUCAGAUAUGUGCAGCUGCCAGCAGACGAAGUUGAUACCCAGCUCCUCCAGGAUGCAGCUCGGAAGGAGGCUAUGCAGCAGAAACAGUGAUCCCUGCUACCACUUGUGUGACAUUUAACCCAACCCCCACCCCAGCUCAGAAUCCUGUUUUUUUUUUUUUAAAGUGAGGGGUUUUUUUUGGAGGGACAAGGGGAAUGACAGUAAAUGGUUGGGAAAAGUGAUAGUGUAGGAAAGUUAUCUCCUGUAGUGACAAGAAGGAUGGAUAUGGGAGAGGGGAAGAGGGCUGCACAAAGCAUUUGUCUUAUCCUCUUCCCAAACUCCUCAUUCCUUUCUCCUUGCUGGAAAGGUGAAAAGUAGAUGGAAGGUAAUGGGACUGUCUCCCCAGGGUAGAGAUGUAUCUCAAAUUGGGGAGUAAAAAGAACCUGUCCCGCAUCGGGAAUAAAAUUUCAACCUUGGA